Messenger RNA from Prunus dulcis (almond), 1266 nucleotides. Its product is annotated as RING-H2 finger protein ATL64. The transcript has 2 exons. The coding region runs from base 307 to 1032 and encodes 241 amino acids. Lineage: Eukaryota; Viridiplantae; Streptophyta; Magnoliopsida; Rosales; Rosaceae. The record is from RefSeq and is a predicted model, not a curated record.
AGAGUGCAGAGGAAUAAUAAAGCCUGCCAUAUACACACACCAUAUGUACAUAAUACACGUAGCCCAAACCAAUUGCCUCGCCUCAUAAAAACAAGGCACCACACACAAGACAAACCCAACAAGUCAUAGCCUCAUAGGAUAGGAACCUUCCUUCCCCUUCCACCAUAAUCUUCCGUUACAAUAACAAUAAAACCCACCUCUCCAACUCCAAUUCGACACCCAAAACAGAAAACAAACACCGCCCACGACAAUUUCAUUUCAUUUCCUUCACCAAAAACCCUUCUCCUGACUCGAUCAUAAUUUCAUAUGGACAUCACCAACAAAUACAAUCACCAAAACCACGAACCCACCAACUAUGCUGUCAACGGUAAGAUUAUGCUCUGCUCAGUCAUCAUUCUCUUCAUCGUCAUCUUCACCGUCGCUUGCUUCCACAGCUACGUCCGCUGCUUCUUCCACCGCCACCACCCACGCCGGACUCGCCGCAUACCACGCUCUCUCUUCCCCCACCCUGUUAUUUCUUUCACCACCCUCCUCGAAACUACCCUCUCUCCGACCAAUCCCAAGGCCUUGGAUCCCGCUGUUCUCAAGACCCUCCCUACUUUUACUUACUCGGCCACCACCCGCAUCAACCCAGCACCACUAGAGUGCGCCGUGUGUUUAUCUGAUUUCGAAGACGAAGAGCAAGGCCGUGUAUUGCCCAAGUGUUACCACACCUUCCAUUUAGAGUGCAUAGACACUUGGUUCCGGUCUCAGUCCAAUUGUCCACUCUGCAGGGCUCCGGUUCAACCCGAUAUUCCUCUUCCUAGGCUGGAAAAUUCGCCUGAAACGGCAAUAGCAGUGAAUGAACCGGGCGGUUCGGAGCAUGACACGGCUGAAGCUAAAGUGGGUUGCUCGAGAUGUUCGCCGUCGACGAGUGGUUCGGCGGAGGAAUAUGGGAGAAAGCCAAUAAUGGAGGUGGUAGAAGAACCAAAAAAUGCUACUAACCAAACUGUCAUUAGGAGCUUAGAUAUGCAGAGAGAAAGGUAUGCAUAAUAGUCUCAGAUUUUUAUUCUUUCAAAAUAUUAGUAGAGGGAAUCGUAGAGUAAGUGUAGAAUAGAAAAGAGAAAGAAAAAAAUUGAUUAAAAAAUAAAAGGAAGUGUGAGUGGAAAAAUUACCCCCCUUUAGAAUAAUCAGUUGUGAGAAAAAGCACGUAAGCGUUUUAUAAACAGUUUUUAAAAAAGUAUUAUGAGUAGUCAAAGUGUUUGAUAAAUUUUAAUCAAAAGUGCU